Molecule: messenger RNA, 246 nt
Organism: Penicillium vulpinum
Lineage: Eukaryota; Fungi; Ascomycota; Eurotiomycetes; Eurotiales; Aspergillaceae
Exons: 2
Coding region: 1-246 (81 amino acids)
Source: RefSeq, a predicted model, not a curated record
AUGCACAAUACUAAGCAGACAACUUCUUCUCCAAGUUCCUGGGCAAGCUGUACAGUUGAUGAAAAAGGUGCUCGCGCCUAUCGGGGGUACUUUCAUUUGUCCGAAGAAGAAGAAGAAGAAGAAGAAGAAGAAGAAGAAGAAGAAGAAGAAGAAGAAGAAGAAGAAGAAGAAGAAGAAGAAGAAGAAGAAGAAGAAGGAAGACAGAAGUUGGAAUUUGAGGACAAGAAGAAGAUAAAAAUGGACUAG